UCCGAGGCCAUCCACCCCGGGAGCUGUGGCGGCGGCGACUGCGUUUCUCGCUAGCUCAAGCGGAAAACCCAAAGCCACGAUGGCAUCAGGAACCGCAGGGCUGUAAGGCAGCAGAGCGCGAGCCGGCAGGCCGGGCAGGGCAACAGAAGCAGGUCGCGGACAAACCAGGUUGCCGCCAUGGAGCUGAGGGUUGGGAACCGCUACCGUCUGGGCCGGAAGAUCGGGAGUGGCUCCUUUGGGGACAUCUACUUGGGAACUGAUAUUGCUGCUGGAGAGGAGGUUGCCAUUAAGUUGGAAUGUGUGAAAACUAAACAUCCUCAGCUUCACAUCGAGAGUAAAAUCUACAAAAUGAUGCAGGGUGGAGUGGGCAUUCCCACAAUUAAGUGGUGUGGAGCUGAAGGGGACUACAAUGUAAUGGUGAUGGAGCUGUUGGGACCGAGUCUUGAAGAUCUCUUCAAUUUUUGUUCAAGAAAAUUUAGUCUCAAGACAGUUCUAUUACUUGCUGACCAAAUGAUUAGUCGAAUUGAAUAUAUUCACUCUAAGAACUUCAUCCACCGAGAUGUGAAGCCAGAUAACUUCUUGAUGGGCCUGGGGAAGAAAGGCAAUCUUGUCUACAUAAUAGACUUUGGACUAGCAAAGAAGUAUCGAGAUGCACGAACUCACCAACAUAUUCCAUAUCGUGAAAAUAAAAACUUAACAGGAACUGCUCGUUAUGCAUCCAUCAACACUCAUCUUGGAAUUGAGCAAUCUCGCAGAGAUGACUUGGAGUCCUUGGGCUAUGUACUGAUGUAUUUUAACCUGGGCUCCCUCCCCUGGCAGGGACUGAAAGCAGCAACAAAGAGGCAGAAAUACGAACGUAUCAGUGAAAAGAAAAUGUCUACACCCAUUGAGGUUUUGUGUAAAGGAUAUCCUUCUGAAUUUGCCACAUACUUGAAUUUCUGCCGUUCUUUGCGUUUUGAUGACAAACCGGACUAUUCCUAUCUAAGACAAUUAUUCAGAAACCUCUUCCACCGACAGGGGUUCUCCUAUGACUAUGUGUUUGACUGGAACAUGCUGAAAUUUGGGGCAAGCAGAGCGGCUGAAGAUUCUGAACGUGAAAGGCGAGAACGAGAGGAAAGAUUGAGACAUACACGAAAUCCAGCUGUGCGUGGAAUACCCUCCACUGCUUCUGGCAGGCUGAGAGGAGCGCAAGAUGUAGCUCCUCCAACUCCUCUUACCCCAACUUCACAUGCUGCCAACACCUCUCCUCGGCCAGUAUCUGGUAUGGAACGAGAAAGGAAAGUGAGUAUGAGAUUGCAUCGCGGUGCCCCAGUCAAUAUCUCGUCAUCUGACUUGACAGGCAGACAAGAUACCUCUCGCAUGUCAACCUCCCAGGGGUUUCUGUAGCUACUGAGAGCACUGUCGGUUGCAAACUUUUGAAGACAUAGUUGUGGUACUAAACCUUUCACCGAAGGAUUUUGGUAGUCGUGGUCAGAACACAGCAGUUAGGGUAUACAGGAAGAAAGAGAAGGGAUUCAUUGCUUUGCUUACAGAAAGGAUGUCUUUUGUCUCUUUAAAGGUAAAUGUUUUUGUUUGGCUAUUGCUUCCUUUCCAGAAGUCUUUUUCACAAACACUUUCUUACAAAGUAAUACACUUUAUUGAUAGGAAGUAUGGUCUCGUGGUUUAAGCCCAGGACGUAAGGGACGAGAAUUGUUAUCGAGACUUGAUCAAUUACGGGAGCUAGGGUAAAACCAAGAAAAACAGUGAGCUUUACCCACAGUGCCCUCUAUAAUAGUCCUAGCUUUUGCCAUGUAAUUCUCAAAAGUCUAUUCAUAAUCUGAGGGAAAAUGUACCUUCAGGAAUUCUCUGUAUUUGAUAAGCAUGCCUUUAGAAGUUGGAAGGAUAUUUAAUUUAUUCUCACAGUUUUCAUUUAGAACUGGCUGUGUGCUUUUAUGUGGAAAACUCUUCCCGUGCUGCUGUUUUACAUAAUCUUGAUGGUUACAGAGUCCCUGAACUCUUUGUGAUACAAGUACCUUGAAAACAAAUGAAAAUAAAACCUACAAUGAGAGAGAUACUAAGUAAAAGUAUUUAAGGAGUCCGUAUAUGCCAUGUUAACUUAAUGAAAAGACUCGUAAUCUCCCUUGGAGGAAGGCAUGUAUAACUCAGAGGCAUCUCAUUCUUCCUUCUCCAGUGAGGAAAAAUAGCAUAGGCGCAACUAUUUGUUGUCUUCUUUUCCCCAUGUUCCAGACCUCUUGAGUGGCAGCUCCUCCAUAAAAUCUGUCAAAGGCAGCACUUUAGGAAACUGAAUUUCCCAACAAGAAUCUUUACAAUGUAUUUACAGAUUUAAGUAGAUCAUCAGCUAAAGCAUACAUGUUCAUUGCAAGAAUAUCUUUUUCUUUGUAAAAGAAUGAAAUAGAAGGUAAUUAUUUUGUUCUUUAUCUUUUGCUUUACAAGUGCAGCAGUUCAUGUGUGUAAAAUACUAAGUGAAAACAACACUGCUGUUCAAGGGUUUUCUAAUAGUGCUGAGCCAUCUGGUCAGAUAUCUAGAUUUAAUCCAAUUGGAAGGAAAUGUAAUACACUAUGUACUUAAAGUAGCUUCUAAAACUCACUGGGUGAGAAAAGUUAAUAAUAAAAAAAAGGUUUUGUCGUUAACAGUACACUUCCCUCUGGUUCAUUCAGGUGACAGUUACUAGUAUUACAUGUGUAUGUCUACAUUUAAGUGAUUGUAUGAACCUGAAUUGUGUGGACUAUUUGCAUUGUUCAGUAGUUUUGUACCAGCAGAGUGCUCAGAAGCCUGAUCUUCAGUGAGAAUCUGUUUCACAGCAAAAUCUUACUAAC
Molecule: messenger RNA, 2817 nt
Organism: Neopsephotus bourkii (Bourke's parrot)
Lineage: Eukaryota; Metazoa; Chordata; Aves; Psittaciformes; Psittacidae
Gene: CSNK1D
Product: casein kinase 1 delta
Exons: 9
Coding region: 178-1386 (402 amino acids)
Biological process (GO): peptidyl-serine phosphorylation; non-motile cilium assembly; endocytosis
Cellular component (GO): spindle microtubule; cytoplasm; nucleus
Molecular function (GO): protein serine/threonine kinase activity; ATP binding
Source: RefSeq, a predicted model, not a curated record